Peromyscus leucopus (white-footed mouse) is the source of this 1512-nucleotide messenger RNA. RefSeq names its product chromosome 1 C11orf86 homolog (gene C1H11orf86). The record is from RefSeq and is a predicted model, not a curated record. The coding region runs from base 310 to 789 and encodes 159 amino acids. The transcript is spliced from 2 exons. Lineage: Eukaryota; Metazoa; Chordata; Mammalia; Rodentia; Cricetidae.
UUCACUCUGGUAUUUACGAUCUGGCAGUUCCAGGCAGAAGGUGUUCUAUGCUCCGCUCUGCUGUGGAAGCACCUUUGCUUAAUGUCAACGCAUUGAGUGGUCCAGAUGGCCAAGGCCAAGUUCAGAGGAGGCCAAGGUCCCCAAGGGUAGGCUGCCUGCAGAGUGAGGAGGAAAGACAGUAGGAGCUAGUCCAGCACUCAGGAGGAUUAUGAGUUUGAGGCCAGCCUGGGCUAUCUAGUCCCACAGGGUGAGGAGACAACGGGGAAAUGACUCAGAGAUGUCCUGUCUUUGUGGCCUGCCCUUUGGUUUAUGACAGCCACCUCAGCAGCGCUGACCUUUGCCUCCAUCUUAAGAGUGGAGGCACCGGGCCAUCUCCCAAAGUUAGUGGCUUACGGAGCAGUUACAGCCUCCAGAACCAUGGCCACCAGCCUGCGCAGUCGGUCCUUUCGAGAACCCCGGCCCUGCUACGGGAAGCUCCAUGAGUCCCAGGGGAGGUCCCUGGAGGGCCGACUCCACCGGGCACUGAGCCUCAGACAGGGCCGUGAGAAGUCCAGGUCGCAGGGCCUUGCCGGCACAGAAGGGCUGGAGGUCCCUGUUCAGGAGCGGCUGCCAGGGACCCUGGGAGACACCGAGCAGCUGAUCCAAACCCAGGGAGAAGGCAGCCAGCGGUGGCUGAGGCAAUACCAACAGCAGGUGAGGAGAAGGUGGAAGAGCUUUGUCGCCAGCUUCCCUGGUGUGACCCUGAACCGACCAGCCUCCCCAGAGACCCUGUUGGACACCAACAGCUAGAGCUGCUGUGAUCGCCCCUCACUCCCCCGGCCGGACCCCUGUGUCUCCUCAUCUGCUUCUUCACGGCUUUUCUGUACUCUGAACUGCUCCGGCCUUUGGCAUGUGACCCACGGAGGUCUCUGUCACGAGAUCAUUCAAGGCCUUGUGUGGCUGCCCUUUUUGGUUCUGGCAGCUAGCUCUUAACAAAGACCUCCACAGAGCUGAGGAGAAGGCACUCAGCUCUCUGCCUCCUGGGCUGACAAGUGUGAAGGUCUUAGGGACCCACAGAGAAAUGGGAGUAUCAACAACACCCUUGGCCCUACACAGACCAGCCACCCACUUCUAGGACAGAGUUCAGUGAAGCCAAACGCGGCUGAGAAGCUCUUGACUAUCGCCUGCUCACAGGACCCAGCUCCACCUUGGCCCGCUAGUGACAAGCCAAGACUCGGAUCUCCCUCACAGUGAGCCUGCAAAGGCUAGGACCGGAUCUGGACUGUCCUCACUAUGGCUGCUGUAUGCCUGAGAAGCCCACACAUGCGUAUUACUGCCUUGGGCCUCAUUGUAUCCUGAUGAAGGAAGCAGGGAAGUCUCCCUCCCUGUGUGACAGAGGGUAACAGAGGCCCAGGGAAGGAAAGAGACCUUCUGCCUACACACACACACACACACACACACACACACACACACACACACCCAGUACCUGACACUGGGGUUGAACACAUUAAUAAAGCCACUGAACUGAGGAAA